Messenger RNA from Neofelis nebulosa (Clouded leopard), 2572 nucleotides. It is a transcript of the gene CRISPLD2, whose product is annotated as cysteine rich secretory protein LCCL domain containing 2. Lineage: Eukaryota; Metazoa; Chordata; Mammalia; Carnivora; Felidae. The transcript has 15 exons. The record is from RefSeq and is a predicted model, not a curated record. The coding region runs from base 220 to 1716 and encodes 498 amino acids. Gene Ontology annotation, cellular component: extracellular region.
GGGUCUCUGCGUCCACUUCAUCCCUCCGCUGCCCCCGGUGCGCGGCCUCUGCGACCAGCCCGCCGCGCCCACCGUGCCCGCCGUGUCCGCGCUGCUGCCGCUGCACGACACGGGAGACGCCGGUGAUUGGGGAGCCCUGCGGAGAGCUCUCGCACCCCAGCACCGCCUCGGGAGCCCAGCCCGCCUCGUCGCCCCGGUGCCCGCUGCCUGCCUGGCACCAUGAGCAGCGUCCUGAACGGCGUCGUGCCCUUGGGGCUGCUGCUGCUGCUGGUCUGCGGGGCCCAGGGCUUCUUCCUGCCCAACGUCACCCACUUGGAGGAGCUGCUCAGUAAAUACCAGCAGGACGAGCCCCACUCCCGGGUCCGGAGGGCCAUUCCCAGGUCGGACAAGGAGGAGAUCCUCGUGCUUCACAACAAGCUGCGGGGCCAGGUGCACCCCCCAGCCUCCAACAUGGAGUACAUGACCUGGGACGAGGAGCUGGAGAGGUCGGCCGCGGCGUGGGCUCACGAGUGCAUCUGGGAGCACGGGCCCACCGGUCUGCUGGUGUCCCUUGGGCAGAACCUGGCCGUCCACUGGGGCAGGUACCGUUCUCCCGGCUUCCACGUGCAGUCCUGGUACGACGAGGUGAAGCACUACACGUACCCCUACCCCCACGAGUGCGACCCCUGGUGUCCGGAGAGGUGCUCCGGGCCCAUGUGUACCCACUACACGCAGAUAGUCUGGGCCGCCACCAACAAGGUCGGCUGUGCUGUGAACACCUGCCAGAGGAUGAACGUGUGGGGAGAUGUUUGGGAGAACGCGGUCUACCUCGUGUGCAAUUACUCUCCAAAGGGGAACUGGAUUGGAGAAGCCCCUUACAAAACCGGCCGGCCCUGCUCCGAGUGCCCGCCCAGCUACGGAGGCGGCUGCAGGAACAACUUGUGUUACCGAGAAGAGACUUUCGUCCCCAAACCCGAAACGGACGAGAUGAACGAGGUGGAGGUGGCUCCCGUCCCGGAAGAGAAGCACGUCUGGGUCCAGCCGAGGGUGACCAGACCCACGAAGCCCAAGAAAGCGGCCGCGGUGAACUACAUGACCCAAGUUGUCAGCUGUGACACCAAGAUGAAGGACAAGUGCAAAGGGUCCACGUGCAACAGGUACCAGUGCCCAGCGGGCUGCCUGGGCAGCAAGGCGCAGGUGUUCGGAACUCUCUUUUACGAAAGCUCGUCCAGCAUAUGCCGGGCCGCCAUUCACUACGGGAUCCUGGACGCCAAAGGUGGCCUGGUGGACGUCACCAGGAACGGGAAGGUCCCCUUCUUCGUCAGGUCUGAGAGAAACGGCGUGGAGUCUUUGAGCAAGUACAAGCCUUCCAGCUCGUUCAUGGUGUCUAAAGUAAAAGUGCAGGACUUGGACUGUUACACCACCGUUGCUCAGCUCUGCCCGUUCGAGAAGCCGGGGACCCACUGCCCAAGAGUUCAUUGUCCGGCACACUGCAAAGACGAGCCGUCCUACUGGGCUCCCGUGUUUGGAACUAACAUCUACGCAGACACUUCAAGCAUCUGUAAGACGGCCGUGCACGCGGGAGUCAUCGGGCACGAGAGCGGGGGUUACGUGGAUGUGAUGCCCGUGGACAAAAAGAAGGCCUACGUGGGCUCGCUCAGGAACGGAGUGCAGUCUGAAAGCCUGAGAACCCCUCGCGACGGAAAGGCCUUCCGGAUCUUUGCCGUCAGGCAGUGAAUUCCCAGCGCCGGGGAGAAGGGGGCGUCUUCGAGAGGGCUUCAGGGUUUUGCUUUUUAUUUUUAUUUUGUCACUCGGGGGGGGUGGGCUGGGGAUACAGAGAGGCGGGAAACUUCCUUUCCAUGGCGUUCAGUGUCACACCCUUUGUGCCUUUGUCUGAAACCACACGGAGAAACCGCUCCCUUGGGGUCCCGGCCGGAUGGCUGGUGACUGGCCCCUCUGCAGGGACAGUCGCCCAGGUGCUCCUUCCCGGUGCUCUUUGGUGGAGGGUGGGGGGGGGGGGCGUGGGGAAGGUUCCAGGCCUGCGGACGUGGCAGGACCCGGAGCUCACGCCGGGAGGCAGGCGGGGGCGGGAAGGGGCUUACGGAGCAUCCAAAGGGUUUCAGGAAGGGAGUGGAAGGUGGUUAUUUAAAAACUUUGAAAACACAGUCCGUCCCCACCAGUGGAGGAAAAUGGGCUUAAUGUUUGCUGGUCAGACAAAUGGGCUGGAACGAGGGGCCGGGGACGUGAGGCCCGGGCUCGGCCCUGGUCCCCGUCCUCGCCGGCACCCUGCCUCGCACAGGCUGGUUCUGCAGACGGCAGGGCUGGCUUCUUUAGGGUUCCGCAGUAACCCCAGAGAUUUAUCUCGUCUUCGUCCUUCCCUGUGUCCGCGUGGCCCGUCUGUUUGCUGCCGUGACCUUUGGUCUCCUUGAGGACAAAUGAACCAGGAUCCUUUCUUUGCCCCCUCCCCCCCCACCCCCCUGCCCCGUAGCCCUCGCCCCAGCCCAGACUGGUUUAUGCACGAUGUUUCCCACCGGGGUCUUUGCUUUGCGAGCGGUUCUGUCGGCAGCCCCACUUUUUAAUUUUUUUUUUUUUU